Messenger RNA from Ruditapes philippinarum (Manila clam), 1807 nucleotides. Its product is annotated as myosin-IIIb-like. The transcript has 13 exons. Gene Ontology annotation, cellular component: myosin complex. Gene Ontology annotation, molecular function: cytoskeletal motor activity; ATP binding. The record is from RefSeq and is a predicted model, not a curated record. Lineage: Eukaryota; Metazoa; Mollusca; Bivalvia; Venerida; Veneridae. The coding region runs from base 5 to 1807 and encodes 600 amino acids.
AAGAAUGCUGUUGCCUUUGACCAUGCUGUUCUUCUUCUUUCAGACAAACAUAAGUGACAUAUUAAUUGCCAUCAACCCCCGCAAGCAGCUGAAGAUUUAUGACGAUGAGAUCCAUGAUAAAUACAAUGCUGACAAAUUCGGAACAGAUUUAGAGCCGCAUAUUUUUCAAGUCGCCGCAACAGCAUACAGACGCAUGCGUGAAAAUGACACGAAUCAGGUCAUCAUUGUUUCCGGGGAAAGUGGAGCCGGCAAGACAGAGAGCACAAAGUAUAUGGUCAAACAUAUGGUACACAUGUGUCAGAAAGGAGAUAUGGUUUUACAUGAAAAAAUCGUCAAGAUCAACCCUCUACUGGAGGCUUUUGGAAAUGCCAAAACAAUAAUGAACGACAACUCAAGUAGAUACGCAAAAUACCUGGAAAUCACCUUCAAAGAAGGUGGAGAACUCGCAGGAGCGGGCGUUAGAGACUACAUGUUAGAGAAAUCCAGGGUAGUUCAUCAAAAUAACGGAGAGAGAAACUUUCACAUAUUCUACGCAAUGUUUGCUGGAUGCACGCAAGAAGUCCUUGAUGACCUCUUUCUGAAUGACCCAGUAGAAAGUUACAGAAUAAUGCAGAGCGAUCAGUCUUACCUUGGUGAAACAGAACGGUUUAAGAAGAUGUAUGAUGACAGUAUGGAGAUAUUGCAAAAAAUUGAAGUUGAGAACGAUGUUGUGAUUAGAAUGUUAGCAGCGGUUGUACUCAUUUCGGAGAUAGAGUUUGAAGAAGACAACAGAGGGGCUGCACAAUUAAAGGAUGUUGCUUCAUUUGCUCAUGCCGCUAUAUUGCUAGAUCUUGAUGAAAUCAUGUUCGGCGAGGCGCUAAUUACAAGUCAAAAGAAAGUUAGAGGUGACUAUAUAGCAACUCAUAAAACAACAAAACAAGCAAAUGACGGACGUGACGCGCUUGCCAAGAUGUUGUAUGAAAGAAUGUUCGGCUGGUUGGUAAGAAUGAUAAACAGAGAUCUUCACCCGAACAGGCAUGGAACACUGUCAACACUUCUUUUUGCCUCUAGAUCAAACAUAUCUGCUAGCAUCGGAAUUUUGGAUAUUGCCGGCUUUGAAAAGCUUCAGAAUAAUAGCUUUGAACAGUUGUGUAUAAAUCUAGUGAACGAAAAACUUCAAAGUUUCAUGAACAAAAAGAUCUUUACGAUGGAAUUAGAAAUAUACCAUGCUGAGGGAGUGGAACUUGAUGGGAUACAUUUCGAAAACAAUGACGAUUUAUUGGCAAUGUUUGAAACGCCAAAGUCAGGUAUUCUAGCAAUACUGGACGAGAAUUCCAACAUACAGCAUUCUUCCGAUAGUGGAUUUGUUGAUCACUUGAAAAAUAAAUUGGGCCAAAAUAAACUGUUCAUACAACCACCUGGAGACCACCCAGUUUUCUGUAUACAGCAUUUUGCAGCUUUGGUUCCGUACAACGCCGACGGAUUUUUAGAGAAGAACCGAGACAGAUUGAAUGCUGAACUUGUUCAGACUAUGAGGGAAAGCAAAGAUGACUUCAUUGCUGACCUAUUCACAAUUAAAAAAGGACCUACUGGAACAAUAUCAAUGGAACCAGGUUUUCAGUUUCGACCAUCUCGGCGUGGAGUACCAGUGAUGGUUCCAGGUAAGCCCAAACUAAAACCAACACCGGCAGGAGCGGCUCUAGCAAUGGAAAUAGGCAAAAGUUUGAAGAAGAAGUUUGGGACAGUCCAACAGCCAGCCACAGGAAUUGACACAGAUUACUCCUGGAAAGAAACAUUCGACGCUUGUUUCAUUUUUCCAGGUAAAUAA